GGGAAGGAUAGUAGUCAUAAGGGGACGCCUAACAAGAAAGGGAAGGAAAAGGAGGACUCCCCGGUUGUAGAAGCGGAAAAAGCUACGAACCCACCUGCCAUAGACAGUGAUGCUAGCCGCUUACCUGCCGCGCCAAAAAUAAUGAAGAGGUGCGACGGACUUUGGGGUCUCAGAGAAAGGGUAUUAGGGUGGUUUGAUCCGGAGGGAACAACAAUAACUGGAGAAAAGCAGAAGGAUAGCCAGGAAGGAGAGGGGACUAGUACGGCUGGCGAAACAGGUAGUUCCAAGGGCGGGCUCAAGAAAAUAGUAUCCACCCUCACUCGGGCAUUGAACAAAAAUCAGGGCUACCUCGCGGAUGCCAAGAAGAAGCUCACCUUUGAUGGGGCAAACAUCACCGAAUUCCUGAUAGACUACGAGAACCUAGCAGCCUUGUUGAAAUGGAGCGAGGAAGAAAAGAUGGACCACUUAGGGCAGCAUGUGUCACUAGGCUUAGGAAGAGACAUUAUGGCCAUCAUCGUCGUCAGUGGAUCUUGGAAAAAGUCCCGAAAUGAAAUGAUGAGGAAGUAUCUAAAGACGGAGAAAAUGGCAACAGGAGCUGAAUUGGUUGCCGUACAGAGGAAGAACUAUGCGACUUACAACGACUUCCUGAGAGUAUUUACCCUAGUGGCGUUACGAAUUCCCGAGAAAGGUCGAUUGGAUGCAAAGCUAAUUUCCCCCGUUAGGAUCCACACAGUGGAACAUGAGUGCUGGAACGACAAAGGGCCCGCCUACGAGUUCGGAAUAGCAGCAGAGGUCACCGAAUUACUCAGGGCUAAGAUAAAUUCAUUCGUGGCGGAGCCCACUGCGUCCCUCUACGCGAACAAGUGGUUUGUUUUUCGGAAACCCAACAAGAUGCUCAUGUGGAUCCAAGAUUUGCAGAAGCUGAAUGCGGUGACAAUCCGGGAUGCGGGAUCGCUUCCACAAACCGAUUUGCUGGCAGAAUCUCACGCCGGCUGGAGCAUUGACUCCUUGAUAGACUUAUAUUCAGGAUAUGACCAACUGCCGCUCGAUGCCAGGGACAGACCGUACACCGCCAUCCACACCCCUGUAGGGCAGCUGCAGAUGCAGGUAACCCCUAUGGGCUUUACGAACGCUGUGGCAGAGGCACAAAGGGGGAUGCUUGCGGUAGCUGGGAACAUGUUCCCGGAAAAAUGUGAGCCGUAUAUAGAUGACAAUCCUAUAAAAGGCGCGCAGAACAAAGACGAGAUGGAGGUCCAGCCGGGGGUUCGGAAGUUCGUCUGGGAUCACCUACAAGAUAUCAAGGACUUACUCCAGCGGUUCCUAGUAUAUAAUAUCACCGCAAGCGGGCCAAAGAGCAUCAUGGCGGUUGCAGAAGUGAUCAUACUGAGGUUUCGCUGUUUUGCCGAAAUAGCCGAGCCCAUCCGCGUGAUGAUUAGGAAAGGAGGGACUAUGGAGUGGACCGAGGAUAGGGAAGCGGCGGUUCAGACCCUCAAAGACCUCUUGACUUCCGAUCAGGUCACUUUGGCAGCGCCUUGCUUCAACGACGAGGUAGGACGACCCUUUAUCCUGGAAACCGAUGGAGGACCAUUGGCAGUAGGAGGUGUUCUGAUACAAUGGAGCGAGGAGGGUAGAGAAAGACCUAUUAGGUUCGAGAGCAGGACCCUGAAUUCGGCAGAACGACGAUACUCCCAAUUCAAAAAAGAGGUUUUAGCCAUCCUACAUUGUCUCAAGACCUUUCAAGCGUACCUAUUCGGAAGACGGUUUAUCAUGAGGAUCGAUCCGACCAACAUCUCAGGAGUAUUAAAGAACUAUAAGCCUAUAGACCUGACCGUGGGGAGAUGGAUAGGCUUUAUCUGGCAGUUAGAUUACAAGAUCGAGCGAAUUUCGGGGCUCCGAAACAAAGCAGACGGAUUAAGUCGGGUCUGCAUCACACCGGAUGGCAUAGAGGAUGCGGAGCCAAUCGAUGCCUUCUUGGAAUAUGAGGGAGGAACCCUUGCUGUGGAUAACGAGAUGAUAAGUCCGGCCUGCACGCCAGGGCAAUUACUGAUCCAGACUUUAGAAGGAGGGACGCCUGCUGUAGUUGCGGAACUCAGGGAAGGGCCAGUCACCACGAUUAGACGCAAAGAUGAGAAGGAUUCGUGGGGGGAAACAAUGGGGCCGAAGGAGGAGUUGAUGGCAAUGGCCAUUGAAGGAGGUCGGGACGCCGUGAUGUGCCUAGUAGAGUCGUGGACACGAAAGGAACUGCGGUAUCUAGUAAGUCAGGCUCAGGAAAAGCGAGAUACGAACCAGGAGGGACAAAUUUUUUUCCUCGUACAAAUGUAUGACGACGUCUUUCGAGAGAUCAACCUGUUACUUAUAGGAAACAAGCAGCCUUUGAAAGUCUGCCCCAAGGCAAGUGAGGAAGCUGAAAAGCCUCACCCCCAUGAACCAGAGGAACGUGAGGAAGAGUAUAGCCUCAUUCAAGAUAGCAGCAUCGACGAAAAUAGGGAAGAACCUAACGAAGUCAUAGAUAUCAGCAGUGAAGACGAGGCCGAAGAAGUCACAACACCAACGGAAGAAGUGUGGGCGAGGGAUGAGGAUCCGGAGGAUGAGAAUGACAAAUGGAUACGAGAGUUUAGGGUUACUUGUAACCACUGCUUUGACCAGUGGACUUGUAUCAUGCGGCACGAUUGGGCAUUAAAGGCACAGGAACAGCUGAGCAGGGGGGAAGAGAUAACACCACCAACCUUCCUCACGGAAGGGGCGCUCGUCGACUUGCAAAGGACGAAGAGAAGGAUUCAGAGGGAAAUGGAUGCCCGGGCAAGGCAGGCCCAACGCAAGGCAACUGAGCAACAAGAGGACAGUGGACGUAAAAGGGACUAGGCAUAACAAAACAAAAAAAGGGGGGAGGGAACGGAUACCCCGGGCAGGCAAGACUAUGGUGUUGAGUUUUGCAUUUGAAUUCCUAGAAAUAAACUGCAACGGGAUGA
Chara braunii is the source of this 2969-nucleotide messenger RNA. The record is from the annotation of a GenBank genome assembly. Lineage: Eukaryota; Viridiplantae; Streptophyta; Charophyceae; Charales; Characeae.